This is a messenger RNA of Stegodyphus dumicola, 9684 nucleotides long. RefSeq lists its product as uncharacterized. The record is from RefSeq and is a predicted model, not a curated record. Lineage: Eukaryota; Metazoa; Arthropoda; Arachnida; Araneae; Eresidae.
ACAAAUCGAUUCGUAUUUACAAACAGCUAAACUUAGCUCAGACUGGUCUUUCUCUUUAAAUGUGUAUAUUUUAGAUGGUAGACUUAUAAUGCCUUUUGAAAACGGUGCUAUCAAAAUUAUAAUUGGUGAUUAAAGGGGAAUUUACAUUUCUCUUCAUGUACCCCUUUCUUUUGUUCAAUCAGAACUAUGCAAUUUUUUAACGCUAUGGCAUUUGGAGGCCAUGAAGAAGACAUUUUGGUAAAAAACGUUUAUGACAAAGAGAAUGAUGCUGUCGGUGAUCAGCUUACUGCACUCGGUGAAGAAUUUCAAUCAUGUGAACAAAAUAUCCUUACUUGUGAUGACAUCAGAAAUAACAGUGAUUCUUUAUCAUCAAGCGCUUCCAUAUCUGAUUCAGAUUUGACGUCAACUGACAGUGAAGAUUCUCUCGCCUUAUCCGAGUCUGAAUCUAUUACUGAUGUAACACCGUUAAAUUCUCCGUAUUGCGAUAGUCCACUUCCUCAAAGUAGACAUGCAGAACACAAAAUUGAUGACAAGAGUUCCGAGAAUUCGUCUCGUGUUGAACUUACUGGAGCAAAAAGUAAUUGCUGUCCUCCAGAAAUGAAUAUAUUGAUCAAAGCCAUAGAGAAAUUGGAAAUGGAAACCGAAAAAGGAUCUGAACAAGCUGGAGUGCAUAGCAGUAAUAUCAGAAAAAAAGCUGCUGGAGAAGAGCUGAAAAGAAAUGAGCUAGAAAAUCAACGCCUUUUUAAGCGAGUCUUAUCUCAAAGCCGCAUUCGAUCAAUGUAUGGUCAAACAGGGCAUAAGAAUUUUACCACUGGGAAACUGCAAGAUCUGGUGAAAAGUGAUAGUGAUAUUUCUAUUCCAAAGAAAACGCAUGUAUCUAAGUCACCAAAAGAAGGAGCUAAAUAUGCGCGCCGGCAACAGAAGUGUCUGUCUCACCCAUCGUACACCUAUUCCUGUGAGCAGCAUGUGAAUAAAACACUUCUAAGAGAUGGUAUAUCUAUUAAAAGUGCUGUGAAAAUUACUCAUGAAACACCUGUUGAAACAGAAGUUUCAUCCUUUGUUUCAAAUGCUGAUAUUAAUGCAGAUGAGGCAAUAUUGUGCCAUGAGGACAUAAACCUCAACUAGCUGUUAAAAGGAUUGCUGUAAUCUUAGUGAAUAAUUAUUUUGAAUCUGUGAUAGCAUAAAGCUACUUCACUAAAACAUUUUCACUUAUAUCUUUUACAUUAGCGUUUGCUCAAUAUUCUGGUAGGAAAAAGUAAUUUAGCAUUUGAAAUAAUAUUUUCUUUGCAUAUUUUGUGUGAUGGGUUAGUAAAAAAAUAAUGUAGUUUGUUGAUUAGAAAACUUCAGUUACUGUUCCAAUACUGAUUUUUAUUUAAAUUUUAUGGUAGCCAAAAUCAGUGUUGAAUCUUAACAGCAAGAAAUAAAUGUAGGUAGUUGUUAAGUUUCUUAUUUUUAUAUUUAUGGAUAAAAAUCAUUGCACAAUUUAAUAUGCGUGUUUUGUUCAUAUAGUGUAUGCUGUUGUUGAAAUUGGACUAUGCAUAACAGUUAGUUAUGAUAUGGCACUCCUUAUCACAUAGCUUCCUUUUUCAGUGCACUGUUUCUUAUAAUAUUUUAAGAAUAAGUAUUUUUUUAUUUAGAUAAGCCUUCGGUAGAUGUGGAAUUUAUGUAUCCAGUGCUCAGAUUAAGCCGGAAUUGAGGUACUUAUAAUAAAUGACUAAUUAUUAUUCAAACUUAAGUUUCUCAUUGCACAAUAGAAGGAAGACAAAAUUUCAUGGAACAACAUAUCUUUAGCAUGUUUUCUAAUGUAUCUUUAGCACAUAUAGCAUUCAACAUAUCUUUAACAUGUUUAAGAGGGAACAAAUGCCAGUCUUAUGAUACAUUGUGAAUAAUGUAUAGCAGACACUAGUUAAACAUUAAGCUAUGCCAAAAUGAGGCAAUACUUGAAAUAACUAUAAUAUGGUUUUAAAUGAAGAAAAUAUUGCUGCCAAUGGUAAAGAAAAGUGGCAAAGAGGUUAUUCUGUGGCCAUGUGUUUAAUAACCUUUGCAGCAAAUGACUAAUAAGAGUAUUUUAAGGUUCAGAAAGAUGCAAGCAUUAUUAUUCUUGCAUCUUUACCUGAAUUAAUCUCAGUAAGAAUGCAUUUGUUCAUAUUCUUUCUUAAAAAUUACGUCUGUGCUAUGUCUUUGGCAUUUGUUAUAACAGACUUCUUUAUCAUCGUGUGUUAGGUUCUCUGGGUCAUUUGUGUAUUGUAUUUAACAAAAGUGAAAAAAAGAAAAUGCUGCGAUUUGUAAGAUCAUAACAGAUUUCAAACUGCAGUUGAAAAUAUGUUAAAGUUUUUGGAUUGGAAAGGUAAAAGAUGAGCAAAGUACAUAAAAAAUUUGUAAGUAUUGAUGUUCCUUACAUAUUGUGUGCUUUUUGUAAUGUAACAUAACAUGAUAGCACUGCAAAUAAAUGUUAUUUGUGCAGAAAUUCAGGUAACAUUUUGUUUUAAAGCUAAAUUUCAUAAAUUAUAAUUGUUGAGAAUGAGAAUUCAAUAACUAAAUCAUGGGUUCACAUCUACAUGAGGCAGGGUGUUUUAUAUUGUCCUGAAAGGCAAAAGUCAUUUCAAUUUCCAGAAAGACAGUUUAUUGAAGCACAAAUGCAUGGACACAACAACCAAAAUGUUCGUUUCAAAACUUGACCCAAAAGGCCACAAGCCACAUUGAUUGAUCUGAUUUUUAUACUUUAGAAACUGACAUUGUUACCCCAGCUUCGGUUAAUUUCAGUUCACAACAUCCUCCCUCCAUUGAAGCUUGGGGAGAGUCUCAAACUUAUAACAAGUACAAUUGAAUAAAUCCAAUCUUUUAAGUGCUUUCACACACCUACCAGCAGAAAUAUAUAUUUCUAUUAUUACAUCGUUAGAAGACAGACUAGUCUUAACUUCAGAAGGUCCCUGAAAGCUGGAACCACAUCUCUCCCUUUUUCUUAUUUUCAGUUAACACUGUUCCAACCGCUUAUAGCUCUAAAGGGAAGACCCGCUGCACUGGUCGCAAGACACUUCCAUGUUGAGUGUGCCUUUGGUGUGAACUUUCCCAUCCUGACCAGGAAUCAGUUCAAUAAUCUUUACUAUAGGCGAAAAUAAACGCUUUUUAUUAUCAUCACCAAUUAAAACUAUUUCACCAAUUUUUGGUUCAUGAGGGUUUUUCAUGGCGUUUCUGAAUGAGCUCACUGAUAUAUUCUUUUCUAAAAUGUUUCCUUAAAUUACUAAAAAAAAAAAUUUCCGAUGUUAUAAUUUUUGGGAAUCCAAUUCAUCAAUAUCCCUAACAUUGAAACUGUGGUUUUCGAUAAGAAACAUAGCGGGUGUAGGAGGAAUCAAUUCCUGUGCAUCCUCUGAUACAUAUAUUAAUAGUCUACAAUUAAUGGUCGAUUCAGUCACCAAUUACAGUGUUCAAGCCUUCUUGAUUCAAUACCGAUUUACCUAAAGCUUGCUUUAACAUUUCUUUUACAAUGCAAGCCAACCUUUCCCACCAGGCUGCUACGGGUGGUAUAAAUUUCCAAAAUAUGUAUGAAACUUUCUCUUGAAAUCUUAUCCCAAUUUAAUUUAGAAAGAUGAUUAUAUGCGCUUCUGAAAGUCCUUCCAUUGUCACAAUAAACUAUGCUUGGCCUUCCUCGCCUAACGAUAAACUGCCUAAGCACCAAGUACCAACAGAAAAGGAUCUGAAUAUAAAGAGUAUACUAAUUCCAAAUGAAUGGCUCAAAACGCAGCAUAAGUAAAUAAUGCUAUUCACACUUUUCCCUCAGUUUUCAAAAACAAAGACCUGGUCAAAUCAAUCCCUACAACUUUAAAAGCUAUGUAAUCUGAAACUCUGUCUGGGGGCAAAGGUUUAGGUUUGCUUGACAUAGCUUUAACAUUAAAACAUUUACAUCUCGGACAAUUAUAUGAAAUAUUCUUAAUUGUUUUCCUAGCUUUAGUUAUCCAAUAUCUUUAUUGUCAUAGAGUUUACAUUAUUUGUAUGCCAGCAUGACAAUUUUGAUCAAUAAUUGAAUAAAUGGACAUUUGUCCAGCAAUAAUGUUGGAUAUAAAAAGGAUUCUUCAUCAUCUUGAUGAAUUAUCAUAGUUCUUAUUCUUAAAAUAUUGCCCUUAUCUUUAAACAUAAUAAAUUUCAAAGAUUUUACAUCAGGUAAAUAGUGGCUCUGAACUAAACAAAUCAAACACUUUUCAGAAUUUUCAAUUUUAGGAUAGGAAAGUUCAGGGUUAUUACACUUAAUGCAACUUUGCUGACAGUUAUUCACAAAUCUUAAAGCUGAAGCUAACACUUGAAUCAGUUUAUCAGAAUUUGAUAUAUUGUUUAGAUGCCAAAGGGGUGGAUCUUUUGCCAAAUCAGUAGUCACCAUUUUAAUAAUUUUUCUUUAUAUAUCUAGUUCUUUAGGCUGACUAUCAAUUUCGCCAACUGACCAACACUCAGGAUUUUCCUUUAGCCACGAAGGCUCUUCUCACCACUGAGGAGCAAUCAUGCUUUGAGCAGAAUUGCCACGUGACAGUAAGUCACCAAUAUUCAUACAAUCCAGUACAUGUUUCCGUACCUGAGGGUUUGCCAAAUGAUGAAUUUAACAUAUUUUAAGCUUUUUUAAACAAGAAUAAAGCAGCAAUGGAGGCAUCAUGCUGAAUUUCAAAUGUUAUUGCACAGAAUAAGAUACCAUAAGAAGGCAGUGAAAUAAUAAAAACUAGAGAAUAUUAAAUAGAAAUAAACUAAAAAAUAAUAAAAACAUUUUUAGAAGUUGCAGAUGCAUUACGUAAUAGUUUCAAAAAUAAAAAAAUCUAUUAAAUCUGUAUAGCUUUCUGCAAAUACUGUAAUAAGAAGGGUUGAGGUUAUGAGUUCUGAUGUUACCUCACAACUUAAAACUGACUUUGAUCGCUGCAGCUAUUUCUCCCUGCAAUUUGACGAAUCAACUGAUAUAGUUGAUACAGCUUAGUUGACCGUUUUUGCUAGAAUGCAUUUUGAUGAUUUCUGAAUAAGAAGGAAGCUAGAUUAUACUAUUAAGAGGACAGGACAUAUUUUUAGUAAUUAAAGACCUUAUCAACUCUGAAAAUAUUCCUAUAAAUAAGUUGGUGGGCUUAGCAACUGAUGGAGCUCCUAUGGUGGUAGGCAGAGAGAAGCCUUGUGAAGUAAACUUUGUGUUGUAAAGACAACUGCUUUCCAAAAUUUCUGUAAUACACCAGGAGUCACUGUGUGGGAAGUUUUUAAGUAUGAACAAAGUAAGGGUCUUCAACGCCUCUAUUCAACAGAAAACAAUACUUCCAAAUUAUUUCAGAUUUCGGAAGUGAAUUCAACAAAUGCUUCCAGAAAAAAAGAUAUCAAAAGGAUUUCAAUUGUUGCACAGUUUGUAAAAUUGACUAUUAUAGAGAUUGAUGCUCAAGUUUUCUCUACUUGUGUCAUAGAGCAUUUUGAUUUUCAAGAAGACACUGCUACAGUGGAGUUGGAACUGAUUGAUUUUCAAAAAGGUAAAAUCGCUUUUAUCAAGCUAUGAAAAUAUUUGGCCUCUUGUUCCUUAAGAAAAAUAUCCAAUUUUGGUCUAGGUUUGCUUCAAAGUGAAGGCAAUGAUCAGUGCUAUGUGUCUGUGUGAGAUUUGUUUUCCAGUAUGAAAUUUAUUAAAAAUAAGUACAGACUCAGUGAUGAAGACUUGAACAACUGUAUUCGAAUGGCAGCCACUACCUACUCUCCCAGCAGUAAAAAACUUGAUGAUAGCAAGAAAAAGCCAAGAAAAGAGUUUCAUUCUUCUCAUUAAUGUUAAUAAGUCUGAUUUAAAAGUCUUAUAUUUGCUAUUUGUUACUAAUUGCACUUCAGUUUCUUUUUUAUGUACAAUUCAAUUUCAGCUUCGUUUUGUUAUACACAGUUUAAUUAAAAUAGAUUUCAUAUUUAUUAGAAAUGUAAGUUUAUAGGCAAUAAACAAAUAUACAUUUUUUAAAAAAAAGUUGUUAGUUCUUUUGGCUAGCGCACAGGAUUUAAAAAUGGUAUGGUAGCUCAGAAACUUCAUAAGUUUGGCGACCACUGAUUAAUGGCCACUGAUUCAUCUGAAUUGAAUGUUAUACCAUGAAAGAAAUUUUGAAGAGAGCAAAACAAGUGAAAGUCUGAGCGCACAACAUCAAGUGAGUAUGAUACGCGAGGCAAUACUUUUCAUCCAAACUCCAAUUAAUUUUUGUCAGGUGAUCAAACUUGUGUGUGGUCUCAUAUCAUAGGGAUAGAAUGUAGUUCUUAUAUGAUUAAUGAGCUGUGGAAGAUUUUGGAAUGGGGAUUUGUUGAAACUGUCCAGUUAGCAACAGCACAUGUUUGAACUGAAUUGUUGGCUCAUCGGUAGGAGCUUGGAAAAAAGCACACAUAAGUUUAAUCAUUGACAAAAAUUAAUUGGAGUAUGGGUGGAAAAUGUAGCUACACAAAUCAUACUCACCUGAACAUGUGCCCUCAGGCUUUCACUUGUUUUGCUGUUUUCAGAAUUUCUUUUGUGAUAUAACAUUUGAUUCAGAUGAAGCCAUAAAUCCUUGUUCAGUUUGCUGAUAAAGUUAGGUUCUUUUGUGGAUGAGGAAUUAUGAAACCCGUUAAAAGAUAGGAAAAAGUUAUCAAACAAAAUGGGGUGCAUGCUAUUGACUGAUCAUUGUUCUUUAUAUAAAUAAAGGACUUCUGAAGAGCAUUGAAAAAAUGCAUCAUGACUUUUCAGACAAUCCAAUAUUCAUUCAAAGGUGUUCUCAAAGCUAGUAUUAGUAGAAUACUGGACAGCAGGUCUUGCCGUCAGCCUAAGCUUCCUUUUGUGGCUCUCUUGGAGCUGCUCAACUGCAAAUUCUCAUAAUGCUGAUUGGAUCUCAUCUCUGUAGUGAGUCAGCACAAUGAUCUACAGUCUUGAUUGGCUGCAGUUCUUUCCAAUGGAAUAUAUGGUAUGAGUUCAUUCAUGUUACACGAAGCAUAACACAACCUCUAAGACCCUCCUCCCUCCCAAAAGGAAUAAAUCUGAUUUUUGAACAAAAAAUCAGCAUUUCAAUCUGCUUUGUAUACUACUUUUGCUUCGUGCAUGCUUGCAUAUCGCAAUGUGUUUUGCCUUUUUUACAAAUUUCAUGUUUGUUUUGAGUUUACUUCAUGGUGUAACAAUUUCAGUGAACAUAAGUGUCUUUUCUGUGUCAUAUAUUUCUUGGUAUGGAAUAAUUGUUUGUAUGCUGCAUAAAGAGUUCUAUUAUUUAAAUACAUUUUUCUUAUAUCAUUGAGUAGUUUUUCAAUUAAAGUCAGAGAAUGUUUAAGAUAUAAUAUUAGCAUUUUAAUGUUUCAUAUGUGCUCUGCUUUGCACGUUCUUAUUAAAUGUUUUAAAACAUUUUGAAUUCUAUUUUUAACAAUAUUUUUUAAAUACCAUGUGUGUUGUUUGUAGGAUUUCCCUCUGGCUUACUCAGAAAAUAUUCAAUUUUAAUUACAUUAAUUAGAAAAAUCAAAUAUUUUAAAAGUAUUUUUGGAGUUUGCCUGAGUACCAAAGUUUAGAUGACAUAAAUUCAGAUAGUUGGAAGUAUAAACUAUUUCUACAUAGUUCUGUUUGUAAUCUGCAGAGUCAUUUUAUUUUAUGCAUUUAUGAAGAACAUGUUUUGUACAAAGUGCUAUUAUAUGUUUGGAACUAGUGUGCUUCUGUGAAACUUCCAUUGCGGUUUAUGGGACCCAGUUUGUAAUUAUAAAAGGCUUUAUAAGAACUCGCAUGUUUAAUAUCUAAAUUUCUUUCUAAAUAAAUGUUUGCCAGUAUUAACCCUUUUAAAUCUUUCAUGUUUUGCUAAGUACUGUGUACUUUCUGUUUUUUUUUUUUUUUUUUUUUUUCCAUAUAUUUUUUAUUUUACUGAAUGCUGCAAACUAUAACUAGUAUUAUUUAAUGAAUCUACAAGAAAAAUGUAGAACUUUAAUAUGUAAAAUUCACAGGAAGAAUAUGAGUAUAAUUUUCUACAGUUGACGUGUAUUCAGCUUCGAGAUAAAUUGAAAUUUCUAGUAAUAUUCCAGUACUUGAUGAUUCUUAUAUCGGUAACUUUUUUUAAUUGGUUAAAUGCACUUCUUUGUAGCAUUCUAAACACAUAAGUGAUGUUAAAAGCUGUGUAUGGUUAUUUAAUCAAUAGAAAUGGGAAGUUAGAUAUAAUAGAACACCAGUUAUAUGAACUGUGAUGUUAUGAAUCACUGUUUAUCAUUCCAGGUCAAUUAGAAUAAUGUUUCUAUAAUUUACUUUUGUUUUCUUCAUUGAUUUAAAUAAUGUAAAACAAUAAUGCAAUGUAGCACAUAUUUAGUUAGUUUAAAUUCACUAAAAUUACAAAUGAUAUUGUUUACUUGUAAAUAAAAUAAAUAAAAUCAUUUAUUUUACAUGAAAUAGAAAUGGGGUAUAUGUUGAGGCCAGUAAAAAUUUCGUUGUUAGGGCAAACAAAAUGUGUUUUGUAUAUUAUUGGAAAUAAAAAUACUUUAUACUUUUACUCUGAGUGGUUAAUGAAAAAAAAAUAGUAUUCCCUUGCUCACACUUUAGUAAAUACGGAUAUGAUCUGCCUAAAAAAAGGUAAUGCAGUUAUUCAAACUUUUUGAAAAGCAAAUGGACUGUGAACUCAGGUAACACAGAUAUUUUUAAAUCACAUGUAAUUUUGUUCUGUAAUUUUUUAAUCACAUUUAUUUUAGCUUGUUAGAUUCAACACUGGUUGUAAUAGUUCAAAAUUCUAAUCAGAUGUGAAUCAUUUGUUUAUGAUAAUAUAACAGAUACAGCUGCAUAAUUCAGCAUACUUACUGCUAUAAUAAUGUGCAAUAAGAAAAUUUUGAUGUUUUCCUAUAAGUCUUUUUUCAAACAUCCACCUUUGGUAGUGAAACUGGAGCUAGUUUUAUAUUAUGAUGUUUAACAACAAACUGUAAUGCCUGUGCCAUUUUUGUUUUUGUACCUAUUUUUUAAAGUUUACUUAAAACAGUGCUACAUAUUUAUAAUAAUGUAAUAUUAGUAAUUUUAAGAAACCUGUUCUAUUUACCUUUCCUCAAGAUCUUCGAAUGAUUUUUGGAAGAACUGCACAGUUUGCUGUUGAAAAUCUGAACAAAGAUGUGUGCAUCUAUGUUUGGAUUAUAUUUAAAAUUCCUCUGGAAAUAAUUACAGCUUCUCAUAUACUUGGAAACAUAUUUAAAUGAGAAAUAUAUCCAUUUUUCAAAUCUCUCUUGAUGUAUCUUUUUUUUGGGGGGGGUGUUAUUUUUUCUGCUCUUUCAAUUUAAAACAUUUCACACAUUCCGGAUCAUUUAAACACACUAUAAUUAAAUUAUAUAAGUGCUAUCAUGUAUAAAAAUUGUAUGUAAUGUUUUGUAAAAACUUUUUUCUUUUAGGUAAAACAUACAUUAAAUUCUUAUGCAAUAUGAAAAGGAACAUGCCAGUUUAAAAAUAGUUAUAAAAACUGUCUAAGUUUGAGAUCUUAAAAAAGCACCCUUUCAAAAUCUAUAUCAGUUUAAUAUUACUUAUUCACAAACUUUAAGUUUGGCACUAUGUAAUAGUAAUCUUGCUAUUAAUCUUUUGCAUUUAACAAUGUUUUCUGUUUUCAUUUUUAUGCCUCAUGUCUCUUAUAAAUUAGUGUGUCCUUUUUUUAAUAAAUGCAAAAUACUUUAAAAUUUAUAUUUAAUUGCUUAACAGUAUGAGAUGUUGCUGGAAAUUUUAUAUUAAAUUUUAUAGAUUUUGGAAAGUAA